AUCUCACAUUCUUAGAUUAUGGAAGGAACUUCUCGAACACUUCCUUACACUAUAAGAUUCGUUGGUCUUCUUCGAAGUCACUCUCUUGGUAGAAAUCCAAAGUUUAUGGCUAGUGCGGUAGAUUUAGGAAGGGAAUUGAUAAGGCGAAAAAUAAGGCUUACAUAUGGAGGGGGCAACACUGGCCUUCAAGGAGCUGUUGCUUCAACAAUUUCUACAAAUGGUGGUAUAGUUAGAGGCUUCAUAUCAUGGUACAUAGCAGCACGACAGGUCUAUGGUCCUACACACGGUGCAGAGUACACCGUUUCCAGCAAUUACUACAAGUAUUUCGAGAUGAAUCAUGUGGUGGAGGCUUUCAUCAUACUAUCCGGAGGAAUUGAUACUAUGGAAGGUUUGUUGACCGUAAUUUUGUGGGCAUCUGAUGGUUUGCACAAUAAACCCAUUGGUGUCUUGAAAAUUGACGGUUAUUUCAAUAACCUAAUCAAAUUUCUAGACGAUGCAGUGAGGCAGAACUUCAUGUCUUUGAGUCAGAGGAAACUUUUCAUUUUUUCUUUCUUUGUUGGUGAGCUUUUAGACAAAUUAGAGUUUGCUAAAGCUUUCCCGGGACCUGGGUUCUCCUUCUUCUGCGUUGGUCUUCUGUUGAAGCAUCCUUGCCAUACCUUCAAUGAAGUCUCCGUUGGUUGUUCGUUGGAUUGCACUGCCCACCAUUAUUCCAUUGCCUACUGCCACAUCCGUGUUCACUGUGGUGUUAGUAGCUUGCCAUUUGAAGAUUUGAACGGCUGGUGUAUGUGCAAUUGGAUAUUCAAAGAUUUCAAAAGCUAUGAUUCCAGGAGCAAUUUUCUUCUGUGGAUUGUUGCUUGUAGUGUGAUCUUGCCACGAGCUGCAUUGCUUGAGUGUGUGAUUUUGAUCAUCACAGUUGUUCCUGCACAGAAAACAAAUAGAGGGCAGAGUAACUGCAAAUCUUGUGAGAUUGUUAGUGAAAGGUAGAAUAUUUUUGUAUGUCUUCCAAAAAAAGAGAGAAAUCUUA
Cuscuta campestris is the source of this 1024-nucleotide messenger RNA. The record is from the annotation of a GenBank genome assembly. NCBI's taxonomy places the organism in Eukaryota, Viridiplantae, Streptophyta, Magnoliopsida, Solanales, Convolvulaceae.